Messenger RNA from Camelus dromedarius (Arabian camel), 579 nucleotides. It is a transcript of the gene MGST3, whose product is annotated as microsomal glutathione S-transferase 3. Gene Ontology annotation, molecular function: glutathione transferase activity; glutathione peroxidase activity. Bases 2 to 460 code for a protein of 152 amino acids. NCBI's taxonomy places the organism in Eukaryota, Metazoa, Chordata, Mammalia, Artiodactyla, Camelidae. The record is from RefSeq and is a predicted model, not a curated record. The transcript has 5 exons. Gene Ontology annotation, cellular component: endoplasmic reticulum; membrane; nuclear envelope.
GAUGGCUGUCCUCUCUAAGGAAUACGGUUUCGUGAUUCUGACGGGUGCUGCCAGCUUCAUCCUGGUGGGGCACCUAGCCGUCAACGUUGCCAAGGCCCGCAAGAAGUACAAAGUGGAGUAUCCUACCAUGUACAGCACGGACCCAGAAAACGGACACCUCUUCAACUGCAUUCAGCGCGCCCACCAGAACACGCUGGAAAUGUAUCCUCCCUUCUUAUUUUUUCUAGCUGUUGGAGGUGUUUACCACCCGCGUAUAGUUUCUGGCUUGGGCUUGGCCUGGAUUGUCGGACGAGUUCUUUAUGCUUAUGGCUAUUACACAGGAGAACCCAGCAAGCGGAACCGGGGAGCCCUAGGCUCCAUUGCCCUCAUCGGCCUGAUGGGCACAACUGUGUGCUCUGCCUUCCAGCAUCUUGGUUGGAUUAAAACUGGCCUGGAGAGCGGGUCCAAGUGCUGCCAUUGAAGAAUUAUAGGGUAUUUAAAAUCUCUCAUUCGUUCUGAGUGACUUACUUUCAUUUCCAGUUAGUUUUUUUUUUUUCUAAAUAUAAUAAAAACUUAACUUGGCGUCAGCCUCAUACCUAA